Molecule: messenger RNA, 2139 nt
Organism: Pararge aegeria (speckled wood butterfly)
Lineage: Eukaryota; Metazoa; Arthropoda; Insecta; Lepidoptera; Nymphalidae
Exons: 10
Coding region: 132-1475 (447 amino acids)
Source: RefSeq, a predicted model, not a curated record
ACUUGACAGAUGUGGCACAGUGGCAACAAUAUGUUUCGGAACCUUCGAUAAUAUUUUAUAUUAUUAACAUUUUAUUGAGUAUUCUUGAGACAAAACAAGCACGUAUAAAGCAAAGUAAUGUUCACGCCAAGAUGACCGAGGAAGAGCUUGUUGAUAUAGAGCUGGAGCUCUCAAACCUUCUGACCAAAGUGCAGCCAAACCUUCAAGACGUUAUCAAAAGAAGUUUUACUAAUGUUGCUCUACAGCAAACUAAGAAUGGAGAACAAAUUAAGGCUGAUACUCUAGAAGACACCUCAUACUUUGCCAAAAAUACCCAAGUAAACCUCUCUAGGCUAGAACUUGUCAGGCAUCCAACAUUCCAUAUGCAAGCUGUAUCAUUGGACUUGAAAUCAAUGGCACUCACAUUACGUUGUUCUCUUGGUGAAGUCAAUGUUAAAGGACUGUAUAGUGCAUUUAAUGAAAAUCUAUUCAACCUCAUACCAGUGAUGGCUGAAGGACAUCUUCUUAUGACUUUAUCGAACAUGACUGCUGAUGUCAGUGUUGGCUUGGUUCUAGAAGAUGAUGCCUUUUCAUAUGUUAAUCCUGGGAUAGAAUUCAAUCACGAUGAAGUGCUUGUUAAGUUGUCCUGGCCAUCGCCGCAAAGGGGAGGUGGCUAUGAAUUCACGACUACUGAGCAGUUAGCAAAACAUAUAGACGACUUACCUCUCACCGCGUCAAUAUCUCUGUCCCUGUUCGCGUUACUGCGGCAGAAGCUACAGAGGCAUUUGGGUCAAGUACUGCGCCAAGCCACCAGCGUGUCUGAAGUUAUGUGCUGCAACCCUAGUAUGCUUGAAGCUUACAGCUCAAUGGUGGACCAGUUAGCGCAGAACGGCAACAGAGUAGUGGACAUGGUGCUUAUCAAUAUGAGAAGAACGUUGUUACAAACGUGCCGAGAGGUGCUCGAUCUACCACCGCUUCACGCUACUUUUAUGCACAAGAUAGGAUCAAUAUCGUUAAUAGGCAAAUUGGAGACCGAUACGGGUUGGGUGAAGAAUUUGGCUACCGUCAACCGGAUCAAUGACGUAAGCGUUACACGACCUGACCCCAUGAAGACCAGCUUUCACGUUACACUGAGGAUAAAAGACUUACAGAUCGGCUACGAUGAAUACCGUAUUAAAGCCAUGGGUGUAUCAUGCACGGGGCGCGUGGAAGCCGCCUUAAGCAACAACGCGAUACACAUGGCUAUCAGUGUUGGACUCACUCGCUGGGAGCCGUACGCUCAAUUGGACGACCUUAGAGUCCAGUAUAUGGACGGCAUGGAUCUACACAUAAGCGGUCUGGGUCCGCUAAGUGGGAUGACAGGCGUGGUGCGAGCGUGGACGCGCGGCGCCGCUGUCGCACACGCCGCGCCCGCUCUCUCCGCCCAGCUACAACACGAGCUACAUACAGCGCUGUCAGAGCUACAGCUGUGGGAACUGCUACAUGGAAAACAGUAAGCUAUGACCAUAUGUUAAAGCUCAAAAUCGCGCUACAACCCGUUAGGAACUGCUGCCAAGAAAACUGUAACUUAUGCUGAUUAGAUUAGAGCUCAAAAUCAAGCUACUCACCGGUAGGAACUCCUGCAAAGAAAACUGUAACAAAUGCUCAUUAGAUAAAAAAUUAAAAUCAAGCUACACACUGCACUGUCUUAGCUAGAGCUGUGGGAACAGCUGCAUGGGAAACAGUAACUUAUGCUCAUUAGAUUAGUGCUCAAAAUCAAGCUACGCACCGUUAGGAAUUGCUACAUGGAAAACAAUGAGCUAUUUCCAUAUGUUACGAGCUCAUAAUCACGCUACACACCGUUAGGAACAGCUGCAAACGAAGCUGUAACCUAUCCUCAUUAGAUUAGAGCUCAAAAUCAAGCUACACACUGAUAGGAACUGCUGCGACAAAACAAUAACUUAUGUGCAUAAGAUUAAAACUGAAAAUUAAGCUGCACUCCACACUGCCUUUGUAACGCUGUUGGAACUGCUGCAAGGAAAACAGUAACGGUCAUAAGAUUAGAGCUCAUAAUCAAGCUACGCACCGUUAGGAACUGCUGCAACAUAAACAGUAACUUAUGAGCAUAGCAUUAGAACUCAAAAUUAACUUGCACACCGCACUGUCUGUGCAACAGCUGCA